Messenger RNA from Diaporthe amygdali, 708 nucleotides. RefSeq names its product vesicle-associated membrane protein. Lineage: Eukaryota; Fungi; Ascomycota; Sordariomycetes; Diaporthales; Diaporthaceae. The record is from RefSeq and is a predicted model, not a curated record. Gene Ontology annotation, biological process: vesicle-mediated transport. Gene Ontology annotation, cellular component: membrane. The coding region runs from base 1 to 708 and encodes 235 amino acids. The transcript is spliced from 2 exons.
AUGGCUUCCUCAUCGACUCCUGCGACGCCCCUGCUCUACUCGUGCAUCGCCCACAACACCACCAUCCUCUCCGAGUGCACCACCUCCGCCGCCUCCCAGACCUCGUCCCUCGCGUCACUCAUCCUGCCCAAAAUCAACCAUGACACGCCACAGAAGCUGACGUACACGCACGGCAACCACCACAUCCACUACAUCGCCGAGUCCCCGUCAGAGCAUGGCUCGUCGCCGGCGGCGGGCGGCCUGACCUUCCUAGUGGUGGCCGAGUCGUCGCUGGGGCGGCGCAUCCCCUUCGGCUAUCUGUUCGAGAUCCGCAAGCGCUUCCUGGCGGAGUUCCCGGCCGAGACGACCGCCUUCGACGACCUGCCCAACUACGGCGCCGGGUCCUUCAACGCCGAGCUCAAGGGCCUGAUGGUCGAGUACGGCGCCACCAGCGGCGGCCGUGACGACGCCAUCACCACCGCCCAGCGCGAGAUCGACGAUGUCCGCGGCAUCAUGACCCGCAACAUCGAGGGCCUGCUCGAGCGCGGCGAGAGGAUCGACCUGCUCGUCGACAAGACGGACCGCCUUGGCGGGUCUGCCAGGGAGUUCCGCGUGCGCAGCAGGGGCUUGAAGAGGGAGAUGUGGUGGAAGAAUGUCAAGCUGAUGGCACUGCUAAUUCUCGUACUGGUGCUGAUUGUGGUGGCGAUUAUCAUUGCUGUCAAGGUCUGA